AUGGCUAAAAGACCGGAAACCCCUGGAAGCCGAGAAAUGGGACUGUUGACAUUCAGAGAUGUGGCUAUAGAGUUCUCUCUGGUGGAAUGGCAAUGCCUGGAUCGUGCUCAGCAGAAUUUAUAUAGAGAUGUGAUGUUAGAGAACUACAGAAACCUGGUCUCCCUGGGUAUUGCUGUCUCUAAGCCAGACUUGAUCACCCGUCUGGAGCAAAAUAAAGAGCCCUGGAAUAUAAAGAGAAAUGAGAUGUUAGCCAAACACCCAGUUAUGUGUUCUCAUUUCACACAAGAUCUUCAGCCAGAGCAGGGCAUAAAAGAUUCACUCCAAAAAGUAAUACCAAGAACAUAUGAAAAAUGUGGACAUGAGAAUUUACAAUUUAAAAAAUGCUGUAAAAGUGUGGGUGAGUGUGAGGUGCACAAAGGAGGUUAUAAUGAUGUUAAACAAUGUUUGUCAGCUAUCCAAAACAAAACAUUUCAGACUCAUAAAUGUGUCAAAGUCUUUGGCAAAUUUUCAAAUUCCAAUAGACAUAAGACAAGAUAUACUGGAAAGAAACAUUUCAAAUGUAAAAAAUAUGGCAAAUCAUUUUGCAUGCUUUCACACCUAAAUCAACAUCAGAUAAUUCAUACUAGGGAGAAGUCCUACAAAUGUGAAGAAUGUGGCAAAUCCUUUAACCGCUCCUCACACUGUACUACACAUAAAAGAAUUCAUAUUGGAGAGAAACCCUACAGAUGUGAGGAAUGUGGCAAAGCCUUUAGCUGGUCCUCAAGCCUUAGUAGACAUAAGAGAAUUCAUACUGGAGAGAAACCCUACGCAUGUGAAGGAUGUGGCCAAGUCUUUAGCUUAUCCUCAAACCUUACUAGACAUAAGCGAACUCAUACUGGGGAGAAACCCUUCACUUGUGAAGAAUGUGGCAAAGCCUUUAGCUGGUCCUCAACCCUUAAGAAACAUAAAAGAAUUCAUACCGGAGAGAAACCGUACACAUGUAAAGAAUGUGGCCAAGCCUUUAGGCACUCCUCAACACUUACUAACCACAAGAGAAUUCAUACUGGAGAGAGACCCUACAAAUGUGAAGAAUGUGGCAAAGCCUUUAGCUUAUCCUCAACCCUCACUGACCACAAGAGAAUUCAUACUGGAGAGAAACCCUACACAUGUGAAGAAUGUGGCAAAUCCUUUAACUGCUCGUCAACCCUUAAGAAACAUAAGCGAAUUCACACUGGAGAGAAACCCCACAAAUGUGAAUAA
Nomascus leucogenys (northern white-cheeked gibbon) is the source of this 1239-nucleotide messenger RNA. RefSeq lists its product as uncharacterized. The record is from RefSeq and is a predicted model, not a curated record. Gene Ontology annotation, molecular function: DNA-binding transcription factor activity, RNA polymerase II-specific; RNA polymerase II cis-regulatory region sequence-specific DNA binding. Gene Ontology annotation, biological process: regulation of DNA-templated transcription. Lineage: Eukaryota; Metazoa; Chordata; Mammalia; Primates; Hylobatidae.